This is a messenger RNA of Anopheles aquasalis, 954 nucleotides long. It is a transcript of the gene Npc2b, whose product is annotated as Niemann-Pick type C-2b. Gene Ontology annotation, biological process: intracellular cholesterol transport. Gene Ontology annotation, molecular function: sterol binding. Lineage: Eukaryota; Metazoa; Arthropoda; Insecta; Diptera; Culicidae. The record is from RefSeq and is a predicted model, not a curated record.
CGGCCCAGCACACAUCAACCACACCAUUCACAGUCGAACGUUCUAUCGGUCCGGAGAAGAGUCCUGAAGAUCGCAUCGCGGAUCGUCAUUCGGAGAGCUUCUCACAAUCGAGCAAAGAAACCAAGGGAAUCUUGCGCUGUCCCGAUCGUGUAAAACGUACAUUUCGUGAAAGUGAAUUUGGUGAACACCCACGGUCCCACGGUUUCAAAGACACGGAUAGCAACGGUACGCAACGACUGUGCAAUCAUGAAAGCAUUCCCCACCCUGGUACUGCUCGUCGUCGUCUGCUGCAGCCUUCUGCCUGAGAACGCACACGCUACCGUCGUUGAAUCGUGCGGUGACACGCGUGCCCUAGUGCCGAUCGAGGAGAACGUGAUCGAGAUCAGUAACUGCGAGAAGGGACCGUGCAAGCUGAAGCGACGCACCGCGGUUAGCAUUAACCAGAAGUUCACACCCUCGGAAGAUGUCAAGAGUCUAAAUACGGCGGUGUUUGCCAAAAUCGUCGGUCUACCGUUGCCGUUCAUCGGUGUCGAUGGUACGAGCGCCUGUCAGCAUCUGUACGCGGAAGAUGGUGAAACGCAGGUCGGCUGUCCGCUGAAGGCUGGCGUACCGGUGGUGUACAAGCGUAGCUUCGAUGUGCUAGAGAUUUAUCCCAAGAUUCCGAGCAUGACCAUCCACUGGGAGCUGCAGACGAAGAGUGGCCGAGCGAUCACCUGCUUCGAGGUGCCGGCCAAGAUCGUUUAACGCCACCACUCUCGAGACUAACUCCGAUUCUUCUGCCAUGUUGCCACGCUGACUUGCCGCACGGUCCCGGUAGCGUGUUAGCUUGCAUGGGUCUCAACGAGUCCUGCAAAGGGGAUUGCAGAAGGGGAAGGCUGCAGAGAGAAGGGGGAGUGGGGAAACAUGGUUUGUUUUAAAGUUUUACUUUUUUUAAAAACGAACAAGUUGCUGGUU